This is a messenger RNA of Cylindrotheca closterium, 1350 nucleotides long. Lineage: Eukaryota; Bacillariophyta; Bacillariophyceae; Bacillariales; Bacillariaceae. The record is from the annotation of a GenBank genome assembly.
AUGGAGUUCGAAGCAGAAACAGCACCUCCCUCAUUGAGCUACAAGAGUCUAACAGAUGGACAGGAAGCGCUUCUCGCACUGUUGCCAAUCCCAUCUGGUAUACUAGGCAUAAUGGGAAGUUGGGUUGUCAUUCAAAUGGCAUUUCGCAUGCGAAAGGCUCAAUCAUGGUCUCCGUAUCAAGCUUUGCUGACUGGAAUGAAUGUUUGCAGUAUAUUCUAUACCAUGACGAACAUGACGGGAUCAUUACUCUAUCCGAAAGAGACGUCCACCAAAGUUUGGGCUUUUGGAAACGAUGCAAGCUGCAAAGCUAUAGGGGCUAUGAAUCAGUUUGGGACAGCCGUCAUGCUGUAUCAAGCUAUGCUGUGCUGGUACUUUGUGUUGAUCAUUCGGUUCGGUUUAUCGGACCAAAAAAUCAUCCAAAGCUAUGAAACUAAAAUGCACAUUGUGCCUGUCGGAUGGGCAUUGCUAACCUCAUUUGCAGGUCUAUUCUUGGACGUAUAUGGCGAGAGACAGGUAUCACUUGGAUGUUGGAUCGAUGAAUGUCCUUUUGAUGACGCUGGGGAAAGGAUUCCUUGUGCCAAGUCAACCUUUUCGAACAUCCUCGGCAGAGGAUCUUAUGUCUUCACUUUCUUCUUCCUGAUUAUCAGCAGCAUUGUCAAUUGGCGUCAUGCACGGAAACAAAUGAAGGACGCGGACGCGCAUGCAAGCACUAACGACGACGCUGAAGAGGCUGCCGAGAGGAGUGAGACCAUCGUACGAGGAGACGACGGAGAAACUCAACUAGGAGAAGAUUCCAAGAAAAGAAGAGAGGCAGCUAAACGAAAAAGAGAUGAGCGGAAUCUCAAUCACAUACGGGAUCAGGCUAUUCUUUUUGUAGGUGGCUUUCUGCUGUGCAAUGUGGUGACCUAUAGACUGAAUUUCACGGUGGGAGAUGUCCGGCGCAUUGAUCUUUAUUCGGGAACGUCAGUUACAUACGCAGAAGAGAUGGAGUUGCCCUACAAGUACUAUCCCUUACUUGUGCUACAGUCGCUUCUACUACCACUACAAGGCUUUGUGAACUGCCUUAUUUACGUGAGGCCUCAAUAUAUCAAAAGUCGGCGGCAUUUCCCACAGGAGAGCAGAUUAUGGGCCUUUCGCCGAGCAGUGCAUGGCAAAGUCAUUUUACCCGUCAGACCGGAAGCUGCACACGCUUCUAUGCGGAUAACCCGUAGGAGUAAGGUAGCACCGAAGUCGACUAGGAUCAUGUUCGACGGUUCGAGACGAAGUGAUGGAGGAACUGCUGAAUUAGAAGACAAUACAGGUAGUUUUGGAGACGACGAACCUCCUGCUGCUGAAUUCGGGAGCCAAUGA